Fonticula alba is the source of this 607-nucleotide messenger RNA. RefSeq lists its product as hypothetical. Bases 161 to 505 code for a protein of 114 amino acids. The transcript has 4 exons. NCBI's taxonomy places the organism in Eukaryota, Rotosphaerida, Fonticulaceae. The record is from RefSeq and is a predicted model, not a curated record.
GCCGCAGGGCCCAAAUACGGGACAAAAGGCCCGACCCUCGUGUGUAGGUGUGCCCUGUCCCACCUACGCCCCUGACCAUCGGACCUCCCCUCCUCCUUUUCCCUCCUUCGGUUCCUUCCCCCCCCCCCUCCUCCCCUCCUCCGUAUUCACCUCCGUCACAAUGGGUCGUGGUCUGCGCACCAACACCAAGUUCAUCAACCCCAAGAAGGUUGUCCGCGAUCGCAUCCACGCGAAGCGGGACUCGAGCGGCAUUUCCCGCAGCCGGGCCAUCUCCAACCCGAACGCCAACACCACUCUCAGUGGUAAGGCCGCCCGCCGCCUGCGUAUUGCCGCCAAGAACGCCGAGGCUGACAAGGUCCGCAAGGCGAUGCUCGCGGGCGCCGCCGCCGCGCUGAAGGCCUCCGCCAUGGAUGUCGAUGGCGCUGCCUCGAAGAAGAAGGCCCAGUCCACUACCGCCACCGAUGCUGCCCCCUCGGGUGACAAGGACAUGGCCGCCUCUGAGUGAGCACCCACCCCCCUAGAGAGAGCCUUCCACUCUGUCUCUGUCUCUGUCUCCCCUCCAGUUUAGAUCCCCGAACGAAAUGUACAAUAUUCCCCGAGAAUCAGA